This is a messenger RNA of Aspergillus saccharolyticus JOP 1030-1, 1524 nucleotides long. RefSeq names its product amidohydrolase family protein. The annotation marks the transcript as partial. NCBI's taxonomy places the organism in Eukaryota, Fungi, Ascomycota, Eurotiomycetes, Eurotiales, Aspergillaceae. Gene Ontology annotation, cellular component: cytoplasm; cytosol. Gene Ontology annotation, molecular function: carboxy-lyase activity; hydrolase activity. Gene Ontology annotation, biological process: secondary metabolic process. The transcript has a single exon. The record is from RefSeq and is a predicted model, not a curated record.
CCCACAGUGUGGGACGGUCGUCGGCAUGAAAACUACUUCUCCACCUUCUCCACAUGGUAUGUGCGUCAAAUUCGUUGAAGUCCCCGGACAUCGACGGGAAGGAAAAAUGAUAAGAGAUAUCCUUCAGCGCAUGUUUCAUGAACUAACCCAACCAACUGCAGGCAUUUUUUCCAUCUCUAAUUCACACGUCUUCUUGCAACUCCCUUUCUCCAUUGGACGACUGUUCGAUUCCCUUGGAAAUGGCUAUGAAUCGUGAGACCACCCGAAGCAUUCCGAUUGUUCGGCGGACCGGAAAGAUUGCCCUGGAGGAAGCUGUGGGAAGUCCUCUAUUCGCUGCACAUCAGAAUUAUCCACCUCGUCCAGUGAUCAAAGAUCUGGAUGGACUGCCGUUUAGUACCGAAUUCCUCGCAGAUGUCGAGAGCAGAUUAGAUGAUGUCGAGCUUCGGCUCAAGUCCAUGGACCAAAGCGGCGUGCAGUAUGCCAUUCUUAGUCUGACAUCACCUGGGAUUGAAGGAGUCAGUGAUACAGAAACGGCCAUCUACUUUGCUCGCGAGACCAACAACGCAAUCUAUAACAAAUACGUGCGAAAUUAUCCGGACCGCUUUGGCUUUUUUGCGUGCGUUGCAAUGCAUGAUCCAGAGGAAGCUGCCAAAGAGCUUGAAAGAGCUGUGUCACAACUAGGCGCUAAAGGCGCUCUGAUCAAUGGUUUUACCAACUUGGACGACCGCGACGAGAGAUUACGGUAUCUUGAUGCGCCAGAGUGCGAACCGUUCUGGAAAAUGCUUCAUCAGCUUCAAGUUCCACUCUAUAUCCAUCCACGAUUGCCUCCAGUUAAUCAGCAAGUUCUGUAUAGCCAAUAUCCCAACCUUGUCUCCGCAUCUUAUGGCUUUGGUGUGGAGUGCGCAGGCCAUGCUCUUCGAAUUAUGUGCUCUGGAAUCCUUGACAAGUAUCCUGUAACGAUCAUACUGGGUCACUGUGCCGAAGCACUUCCCUUUAUUAUUCAUCGAGCGGAUCAGCGAAUGAAAAUUGGCACUCCAGGUAGUAAUGGUGCACAUAAACAUUCUUUGAUGCACUACUUCCAGAAUCAUUUCUAUGCCACAUUGGCCGGUGUUCGUCGCUACAGCACAAUGAAAAACACAAUCGAAGAGCUUGGCGAAUCACGCGUGAUGUUCAGCGUGGAUUAUCCUUAUGAGAGCAACGAGGAUGCAGCAGAUUGGUUCGAUGGACUCGAACUCAAUGAAAGCACCCGAAUGGCUAUUGCUGCUGGAAACGCCACACGGCUCUUUGGCUUGCCUGCUAUGACCGACUGAUCUUUGGCACAGGAGCAGUAUUAGCGAGGCUUUCCUUGCUCUUGCCCUGGUCUCGUCCCAUCUCAAUACGUCCUGGUUGAAUGCCUGUACAUGAUUAGUAUGAUGUGAGAAAUGCCACAUCAGUCGUCAUCUGCGAGCAUCACUACAUAAGAUAAACUGAGUUCCCUUAGGUUAUGAGGAGAGAAUUUCAUAGAAUAGCCAACAUAUAUAUGAU